Molecule: messenger RNA, 1378 nt
Organism: Amphimedon queenslandica
Lineage: Eukaryota; Metazoa; Porifera; Demospongiae; Haplosclerida; Niphatidae
Exons: 2
Coding region: 285-1217 (310 amino acids)
Source: RefSeq, a predicted model, not a curated record
UAGAACAUUCUGUCAGAUGUUUCAUUAAUAUGUUUAUUACUUGUUUUACUGUCAAUGCAAAGAAAGAAUGAUUAGUGAUGAUCUUUUUAUGUAGCCACCUCAAUGAUUAAUCAGUGGAAAAUACAACCAAGUGCAGAUGCUUUUGUUUUUUUUUUGGGAAAAAUUGUAUGUUUUUGUUGAUAGUUUAUUGCAAUUAAUUCAGACAAAAUCUAAAUAAAGAGUGAUUUUUUAGUGUAGCUCAAGACAGUAUAGUAUCUUGACUCUUCAUUAUCAUAAUAGUCUCAAUGAUUAUCUCAACAUUUGUUUGCCUUUGCAUUAUAUUCUCUCAAGUUAAUGCUCAGUCAAAUACAUUUGGUCAUUGCAAGGAAGAGGUAUGCUGUAACCAGCAGGCAAACCCACUGCUGACUUCUUGCAAAGACAUCAAAAGGAAAUGGAGCGAUGGUCCUACUGGAUACUAUCAGCUUAGUAGUACUAAGAGAGGUCCUGUAUCAGUGUAUUGUAAUAUGGAUGAGCUGUGUGGCUCUAGAGGAGGAUGGACAAGACUUGGAUAUCUUAAUAUGGCUGAUCCUAGUGAAAGCUGUCCUUCUGGAUUUAGACUGUACCAGUCAGGAGGAGUUAGAGCUUGUGGCAGGCAGAACUCUAGUGUAGGUAGCUGUGUAUCAUUGAAGCUAUUAGCUGAUGAUAUCAGUUACUCUCAAGUAUGUGGUAGAGUAGUGGGAUAUCAAUAUGCAUCAACUGAUGCUGCUGAUUCUACUAUUGGUACUAGUGCUCAUAAUGAUAUUAAUUCUUAUUAUGUUGAUGGUGUUAGUAUCACUCAUGGGUCUCCUCGUCAACAUGUCUGGACACUAAUGGCAGGACUGCACGAAGCUAGUUUUUAUUUUAUAGUAAAUGAUGGCCGAUAUAACUGUCCUUGUUCUCAAAGUAGUACACAAAAUUCAACUCUUCAGUCUUUCAUUGGUAAUGACUACUUCUGUGAAUCUGGCAAUCCUGCUACUGAUGGUACAUAUCAAUUCAUGCUCUACACAUCUGAUCCAUUGUGGGAUAGUGAAGGAUGUGGUAGUCUUGAAGGUACUUGUUGUGCUGCUCCUAGUCUUCCAUGGUUUCACAAGAAACUUAACACUACCACUACUGACUACCUUGAGCUGAGGGUGUGUGGAGAUGAAGGAACAAACAAUGAAGACACUCCUAUCAGCUUUUAUGAAAUAUAUAUCAAAUAAACAGAAGUUUUAACACUUUCACUUGCAUUUUUAGUUUGUCAUUGUCAUUCUUUACACUUUAGUCUUAGCAGCUAUCUACCCAUUCAUAUGCACACUUAUCAUAGUUAGUUUUUAAGAUUAACGUAUAGCUGGAAACUAUUGAAUGAUUAAACUUUUGUGAA